UUUCCAUUGCUGAAAUCUUAUUUUAGAUCUCAAUAGCGCAAUUAAUCAAUUGGGAAAUAGUUAAACCAAGAACAAUAAUUCCGAGAGGGGUUGCAGAAAUGGCGAAGAAGAUCUUGAUGUCGGUAGAGAUGAGAUGCGAAAAAUGCAGAUCGAAGGCACUCAAGAUUGCUGCAGGAUCUGAUGGAGUGAAGUUUGUGGGAUUGGAAGGGGAGAAGAAAGAUCGAGUGGUUGUGGUAGGAGAAGACAGCGUAGACGCAGUGGCCAUUGUCCUUCGCCUUCGCAACAAACUCGGCCGUACGGAUAUCAUCAGCGUCUCUCAUGUGAAACCCUAAAUCUUACGAUUUUUAAUUUCUUUUUUCGUAUUUAAUUUCUUAGGUCACUCG
This is a messenger RNA of Tarenaya hassleriana, 383 nucleotides long. RefSeq lists its product as uncharacterized. The record is from RefSeq and is a predicted model, not a curated record. Lineage: Eukaryota; Viridiplantae; Streptophyta; Magnoliopsida; Brassicales; Cleomaceae. Bases 99 to 332 code for a protein of 77 amino acids. The transcript has 3 exons.